This is a messenger RNA of Colletotrichum orchidophilum, 1326 nucleotides long. RefSeq names its product WSC domain-containing protein. The record is from RefSeq and is a predicted model, not a curated record. The coding region runs from base 1 to 1326 and encodes 441 amino acids. The transcript is spliced from 4 exons. NCBI's taxonomy places the organism in Eukaryota, Fungi, Ascomycota, Sordariomycetes, Glomerellales, Glomerellaceae.
AUGCCCUGUUCAAAACCGGUGGUCGUUGAGCGCGCCGACCCCAUUGUCAACCCUGGGGCUCUUUCUGGGCACGUCCACACUAUCAUGGGCGGCAAUGGCUUCGAUUUCAGUAUGACCUAUGAGCAGGCUCGCGGUGCUACUUGCUCAACGUGCAAAGUGACUGCCGACCUGAGCAAUUACUGGACUCCAACCCUGUACUACCAAGGCCAGGACGGCAAAUUUACCAGUGUUGCCCAGUCAGGGGGAAUGCUUGCCUACUAUUUGUUCCGCCAGGACGCCAAGGACCCAGAAUACAGCAAAGGGCUCAUCGCGUACCCAAAGGGCUUCCGGAUGCUGGCGGGUGAUCCCAAGCUUCGAAGCUUCAACAAUACUCUCGAGCAGCGGGCCAUCUCAUAUGUGUGCUUGGGCAACAGUGGUCCUCAGACCAACGAGCUUCCCAAUCGCAAUUGCCCGAAUGGGCUCCGUCUUCAAAUAAUCUUUCCUGCCUGUUGGGACGGUGUUCAUCUCGAUUCUCCUGACCACAAAAGCCAUAUGGCGUACCCGGAUCGUCUUGACAAUGGGAAAUGUCCAACAACUCACCCCAAGAGAUUCGUUACUUUGUUCUACGAGGUGAUCUUCAGCGUCAAUGAUUUCAAGGACAAGUGGUAUGGAGAUAAGCAGCCGUUUGUGUUGUCCAACGGGGAUCCGACUGGAUAUGGGCUGCACGGCGAUUUCGUCAAUGGGUGGGACGUCAACGUACUGCAGGCCGCCAUCACACAAUGCACGGACAACGGUGGUAGCAUCGAGAAAUGUCCAGUUUUCCAGUUUUUUGACGACGAGACACGAAGGAAUUGCCAAGUCCCCGUCAAGGUUGACGAGCAAGUCCAGGGCGAGUUCGACAAGCUGCCUGGUUGCAACAGCGUCCAACGUGGCCCGGGCAACGCGGUGCCAGAAUCAGGCUGCGGUGCUACAACCCAGAUCUCGCAACCUCAAUGGGGUUAUAAGGACGUCACGAGCACUCUCAAGUAUAAGUACCUAGGUUGUGCCCGCGACCCGUCCGGACAGGGUAGGACUCUUCAGGGCGCCAAGACAUCUGGUGAUGGCAUGAUGGUUGAUACUUGCAUCAAGUACUGCGACGGAAAGGGCUUUCAGUAUGCCGGCCUGGAAUAUGCCAAAGAAUGCUGGUGCGCUAACUCGGUAGCAGAUGAUCGGAAACCCAAAAAGGGACUCUGGGGAGCUUGCGAUAUGCCUUGUGGGGGUAGCAAGACAGAGAUGUGUGGCGGUUGGGCUGCGAUGUCACUUUAUCAAAAGUGCAACGGGACUUGCACAAACGCGGAAUUGAUGUGA